GAGGCUGUGCCUGCCGGCCGGCACACACCGGGUACGAAGCCAACCCCCGUGGCGGUGACAGCGCCACAGCGACUGGACCAGGUCCCGACUUCACCACCUCGUCCGUGCAGAGCAAGAUGGCUGAUGCAGAGGUGGCAAAAAAAAUGCUGCGGGGCAUCCUGCAGUCCAACAAAGGUGGAGUGUCAUUGUCACACCUGCAGUCAGAGUAUAAGGAGCUGACUGGGGAGCACAUACCACAUAAGCAGAUGGGACACAGCAACCUGGAUGCUCUUCUAGCCAGCAUGCCAUCUUUAGUCCGCAUGGAGCGCAGCCGCUCGGGAGAGGUGGUUUAUUUUGCCUCAGGGGCCAAGGAGACAGGUCAUCUAGCCAAGGUGGUGGCUCGUCAGCGCACAUCCAAGAAGACGGGUCGACCUCACCUUGUCAACACCCAGAUGAGGGUCAAACCAGCUGCCCCGCUUGUCCUCAAUGGUAAAAAGAUGCCCCAAGAGUCAGACGUUCUAAACAAAGAAGGAAGAAACAGGAGGAUGACCCUACCAUCACGGUUUCAGAAAGAGGUGCACGCUCACCUUUCCAGAAACUCCCAGCAGACCGCUCCACCCUCAAACUUAAAUGAGAGCUUUGGUUCUGGGAAAGCAAAGCCCUACAACCCCCAACUGGUCCAAGGUCACAUCAGAGAGAUCUUGGCGAAGUACAGUAAUGGCUUCUGGGUGUCCAAACUGCCUCAGAUGUACAGAGAGCUUUACAAACAAGACCUGCCCACAGAGACCAAACUGCCAGGACAUGUUCUGGUCAACCUCGAUCUCCUCUCUGACAUCUGCACCAUCGACUACCCGAUGCCUGACAACCCCAAGAGGGCCAUCCUGUACAGGCGAAGCAGUACUGGAGGUGGAGGAGGAGAGGACGAGAACUGCAACAGGAGGAACUCUUCAGCCAGUGAGGAGGAGCUGAGGGUGAGGAAGGAGCUGGGGAGGAGGCUCAGUAACCAGGCAGUGCCUCCACUACAGAUCCCCAAAGAGGAGUACCCCUCUGUGCUGGUGGUGGAGGCGACCAACACGAACGGGGUUUUACUCAGGUACAUCGGUGAGGGUUACUCCCAGGCUCAGGAGUCCAUGGAAGAUGAAAUGAGAGAGUUUUAUGGUUUGGACCAAAGCAGCCCAACACCUGUAUCAUCCCUAUCCUCGGGUCAGCUUGUUGCAGUCAGGGCGGAGGAAGAGGAGGAGAUUCUGAGGGCACAAGUCUGUGAGGUCAUGACUGACAAGGUCAAGGUGUAUUAUGUGGAUCAUGGCUUCUCAGAGGUGAUCAGCAAAAACAAAGUGUUUGAACUGCAUGAGAGGUUCUUUAAACUGCCUUUCCAGGCAGCCAAGUGUAAACUGGCAGGCCUUGAGCCAUUCUGUCAGGACCCGGCGGUGCUGAAGAAGUUUGAGACGAUGGCGAGUGGAAAGAUUCUCUUGGCCGAGAUCCUGGAGAGAGGGCAGACCCCUCUGGUUGUCCUGUACGACACGUCGCAGGAUGAUGACAUAAACAUCAACGCUGCCUGCAUGAAAGCUCUGCACGACAAGUCGCUAGCGAGUCCGUUACAGGUCAACAGCGCUUAUAUGAAUGUGGCCAUCAGUAGCGUUUGUUCAGAUGGGACUAUCUACUGUCAGCCUCCCUCCAGAGCUCUUACCAAAAUGAAUGAGACACUGGAGAAAAUAGAGACGUACUUUCACUCACAGGUAACAUCAGAGUUCCUGGUCUCCCGACCUUUUUGUGGGAAAAGAUGUUUGUCUCGCUACAAAGGAAAAUGGUCCCGUGUCGAGAUCACCAACCUUCAUGGCAGCAGAGUGUUGGACAUCCUGUUCAUUGAUGUGGGCGUGCAGGCUUCUGUCGAGGUGUUUGAGCUGAGGGAGAUUCCUUCCCCAUUCCUCCAUGACCUUAUAGCUAUCCCACCACAGGCUGUGAAGUGCUGUCUAGCAGACCUGGCUGUCAGUGUUGGAUCCUGGACUCCAGAUGCUGUGCAGUGGCUUCGAGACAAAGUGUUGAACACCACUGACUGUAGUAUGAAGGUUGCCAAAGUGGAUGAAAAGAAGCGCUGCAUUCACGUCCACUUAUUCACAGACAAGAACUUCCACGACCCGGACCGCAGCCUCAACCGUCAGAUGGCCCAGUCUGAGCUGUUAAAGCAGCAACCAGACGUCUUCCUGACCAGCCACAGCUCUGCCAGGAUUUCCACACCUACUUCAUCCACCAAGACUUCCAGUGCCAGUAACUCCACCAAUGGCAGCCCAACAUCAGCUAAUGUCCCAAUCAAGCCUCACCUCAGGAGGGCUCUGUCGGGACCCAAAGGCAGUGGAGGCGGUGGAAACACCACCACCACCCCCAGCAGCCCGACAGAAACACCAUCAUCCCCCACAUCCUCUCUCCAGCUGCCGCCACCAUUAGAGCUGCCCACUAUAGGAAACAACAUGGAUGUAUACGUAUCUUUGGCGUGCCACCCCGGCCACUUUGUGCUACAGCCAUGGGGAGACAUGUACAGACUGGUAGUGCUGAUGGGAGAGAUGAUUCUCUACUACAAUAAAACAGAGGAGAAACCACUAAAUGUAGAGAAGAAUCAGGUUUAUGCUGCUAAAGUGGAAAACAGCUGGCAUCGUGUGCUGGUGAAGGGAGUUCUGAACAGCGGCUUGGUGUCUGUUUAUGAGUUGGACUAUGGUAAGCACGAGCUGGUCAGCUGCACACAGCUCAGACCUCUGAUCAAAGAGUUCAGGCAGCUGCCGUUUCAGGGAAUCACUGCUCAGCUGGCUGGAGUGAAGCAAAGGCAGUGGUCCGAGGAGGCCUCCAUUGUUUUCCGGCACCACGUGGAGAAGAAGCCUAUGGUGGCCCAGCUGGAGGCAGUACAGGAAGCCACUAACCCAUGGGAGAGGAAGCUGACUGUCUUCCUAGUUGACACUUCCCAGGAAGAAAAGGACACCUGGGUGCAUGACAUCAUGGCUGAGUUUGCAGAUGAGCUGACCAACGAGCUGUAAACAAUAGAGGACCACUGAGAAGUCUUACUAGUCAGAUCCUGUUGAUCAAAGAAGGCGCAGUGUGUCGUGGAUAGAAAACAAUAGAAGAAGCUUAUCUGUCUUUAUCUAUAUACCUACCAUCUAGUUGGAUUAAAGAAAGGAAGAAAGGGGUUUCCUAAAGAGAUGAACAGAGUUUGAGAAGUAAGAAGGGACACUGAGAUGUUUGGCAGCAUGUAGAGGAACGAAGACGACGUGAAGAAAUGAAGGCACCGUAGCUGCUGUAGUGUUAAAGGCUGCACACAGAAGGAUGCUGUGAUGUGAUUUGAGUUACUGCAGUGUGGACAGCAUGCCCAUUCAUGAUGACUAAGUACAUAAUUGAUACAAACAGAUCUACAGUACAAAAAUAAACUGUUAAUUAAAUCAUUAUAACCUCGCAAAGCAGUCAGAAUGGUACAGCAUGCAUUCAAAAUAUUCGGUAUGGGCUUUAAUCCAAAGCAUCCUAAAGCACCAUGACCGGUUUUAGUGUGUGUCAUCCUGGGAAAGCCAGAACACCCUCAAUCCUGCCAAUGUGAGCACCACACAAAGUGAACCGAGCAAGUUCUCUCGCGCACGUACAGUACAUGCACCUGUUUACUAAAUCUGCUUUUGGGAUGGUGCUUCUCAUUGUCACAAAGUGUACAAAAAGUGGAGCAAACAUUCCAGUGAAAGUAGGAGAAAUGGAUGGGAGGUCGUACGAGGGAGAGCAGGAGCUUUUAUUUUGAAAUUACUUCAUGUGCAAAAUAUAAGUAACUGGUAUUCAGUGGAAAGUAUCAAAUUAAUGAUGAGCAUUUUUUAUUUGUCUGCUGAACUUACUGGUGAAAUACAACAGGAUUUAUUGUGGUUUGAAGACAAGUUUUAAAGUGUGGAUGUGUAAAACUUCGGUGUAGGUUUGGGAUUUACAGUUUUAUUAAAAAAUGAAGGAUAAAUAAUGCAUCAAAGCUACAUUGUGACCAGCUCUAAACAAGAUAAAUGUGUAUUUUUAGAAUCUCAAAAGUCUAACAUACGAGAGAAAAUGCAUGACAAACUCCUGAUGAUAACUCCUGUGACGUCAGCGCCUCGUCCAUCUCUGUGCUUUUUCGGGAAUUGGAUUUUUCUGGCUCAUGUUUCCGUUUCUUGCCUGGCAUUGAGACAUAAAUCUCAGCAGAUUACUCGUGCUGCAUGUUACAGAUUCCCUGAGCUACGGUUUAGGUUGACGUUAUAGUAAGAACAAUGAUUACGAUAUUAAUACGCAGAUUACGUUUAAUGUAGUGAUAUAUUUAUAGUUUUAAAUGGAGGAUAAAUUGGGCUUAUGAUUGGGUUCAGUACCACCGCUAAAUGUCGGCCUGAUGUGGGAUUUGAUUCUGAAAUGUGAAACUUUUCUUUCUGAUGAUUUGAAUGUGCAAUUCUAAUUCUGACGAUAGCCGACCUGACAUUAUCUUAUUUAUAUUUAACUUAUAUUCUCUGGAUAAUAAUGAUCACUAUCAUUCCUAUUUUGUUUAACAAUGACCUGGAAACAAUAAAACAGAUGUUUUUGGAAUGAA
This is a messenger RNA of Neolamprologus brichardi, 4540 nucleotides long. Lineage: Eukaryota; Metazoa; Chordata; Actinopteri; Cichliformes; Cichlidae. The record is from RefSeq and is a predicted model, not a curated record.